CCGUCAGUUAUCAAAUCAUCAUUUAAAAUGGCGGGGUCCAGUACAGCAACGAAAAAAUGGCGACCUCAAACUUCCGCUUACGACUAUAAUUACGGCGUCGGCAUCAACUACUAUCAGCCAAUGGUGGACUUCAUCGAGGAAAAGGGAAGGGGAAGGAAAGUGAAUUUCCCCGACAUGCCUUGGAGCGACGAGCUGGGACUAGAUCAGUUUGAUCCUUUAAAAAUCAAAUUAUACUCACAACAGGACCUAACUAGAAUUUCUAGAGAAACUGAAGCUAGUGCGAAAUCAAAAUUACGCGACUUUAAAUCAAGUGCUAGUUCCAGUUUUGUGCUACAAAAGUCAGUAUCAGCCGCAACUAUAACCCAAAAAGUUAAGACAGAAACCAAGAAGAAGAAAAGUAUACUUAGAGAUAUUAAAAAAAUAAAAGACAGAAUGUAUGACGACUUGGAGUUUCUUAGUGCCGAUAAAGAUAGGGAAAUCGAACGAGAACUCAGAGCUUCCCAAAAAUUCUUAAGGGGAAGAUCCGCCAAACAGAUAGAACAACAACUGCUGUCCCAAAGCAAUAAAGCGAUAGCGGAAGGAGUAGAAGAAGACUUUCAAAGGAUGCAAAGUAGUCAGUUGUCUAGUCAAUUAUCAACGUCUGGUAAAAUAUUCAAGAAGGUCACCAUAAGAAGCCAUGCUCAGAUGAUGGAUCAACGGAUACAGUCCCAACUGGAAGAAAGUUUUAGGCAACCUCUUGAUAACCUAAGUUUAGAGCUGAAAGAUUUCGAUAGGAGGUCUUCACAUUUUUACGAGGAUAAAAGGUGA
This is a messenger RNA of Diabrotica virgifera virgifera (western corn rootworm), 807 nucleotides long. RefSeq names its product paramyosin, short form-like. The transcript has a single exon. The record is from RefSeq and is a predicted model, not a curated record. The coding region runs from base 28 to 807 and encodes 259 amino acids. NCBI's taxonomy places the organism in Eukaryota, Metazoa, Arthropoda, Insecta, Coleoptera, Chrysomelidae.